ACAGAAUACGCCUCAUCCCCCGUCGGAUAAAUCACGGUGGAGCGAACAGGGCGAGAUUAACCCGAGCAGCCUACGUUGGGCCGUGUCCGUCGUGUGUAAUAUGCGGUAAGGCGCAGACAUGGACUUCUACAUCAACCUGAAGGUGAAUUUCAGAGGAAAUUCCAAGAAUUUCCUCCUGUCUGGAUCCGAAACCAAGAGCUGGGAGUCGAUGGAGGCCAUGGUGAAGCGUUCCUUUGGCCUGUGCAGUCUUCAGCUGACAUAUUUCGAUGAGGAGAACGAGGAGGUGUCCAUCAACAGCCAGGCCGACUAUGAGGAGGCAUUGAAGAGUGCAGCGAGGCAGGGGAACCGGCUCCACAUGAACGUGUACGAGACUCGAGGCCAGCCGGCGAGGGUCCCUACCACCAAGACCAGCAACACGGAGCCCAAGAGGGGCUUCAGACCCCCCCAGCACUGCCCCGCUCUGACCCAGGUGGUCAGCCGCAAAGUGCAGGCUGCGGUGCCAGAGCAGGGCAUGAUGAUCCUGAAGGAAGUGAAGGGAACCAAAGAAGAAGACAAGACCCCUCCAGCCUGGUUCACCUCGUACAUGGAGAAGUUUAAGGACCAGGUGGUGCGUGAGGCGGUGGAGAAGAUCUGCCGUGAGUUCUCCGGACAGUGCUGCAUCCACAAGCCCCUGGGAGGAGGAGUAGGAGGUGGGGGAGGUAGAGGGGAGGCUGCAGGAGGAGCGGAGGCCCAGCAGGUCCCUGAGGUCUCCUCCUCCACUCUGCCCGGAGCUCCAUCCUCCUCCACCCCUCCCUGCUCCUCCUGCCGUGGGCAGACCACCGGGGGAGGCUACCAGUGCAGUGUGUGUACGUCGUGUACUCUGUGCGAGCCCUGCAGCUUCGCUCAUGAUCCCAGUCACAACCUGGUGAGAGCCCGGACUCCUCUGUCCAUCCCAGAACACGGAUCUCCCGCUCCGGACCACAGCAGGUUCUACAGGCGAGGGGACCGCAGUUUCCGAAAGGCGGAAAAGCAACGUCUGAAAGCGGAGAAGCGCCUGCUGAAGGCUGAGGUCAAAGAGAUCCGGAAACAGCUGAGGAUGGAGAGGCGGGGCAUACAGUGGAGCUCCUCACACCGCGAGGGAAACUCCUCCCCCGUCCUGCUGCAGCCUCGAGCCACUCAGCACAACAGCCCCGAGCGUCCAAAGCGUCCUUGUCCCCUGGUGGUUCCAACCAUGACGGCCACUUUUCUGGAUGAGAACCUUCCAGAUGGAACCAGACUACGCCCAGGGACCAAGUUCAUCAAGUACUGGAAGAUGAGGAACACUGGGACAAUCAGCUGGAGUGCCGAUACCAAGCUGAAGUUCAUGUGGGGAAACCUGGCAGUGGGUUCUGGGGAUCGUUGGAGAGAAGUGUCCGUCCCGUUCCUCCAGCCAGGACAGGUUGGUAUCGUGAGCGUAGCGCUGUGUGCCCCCGGGGUGGAGGGCUCCUACACCUCCCACUGGCGUCUGGCCCACGGCGGAGAGCAGUUUGGCCCCAGGGUGUGGUGCAGCAUCGUGGUGGACCCUCUGGCCCCGGCCCCCAUGAUGGCUGACGGGAUCCUGGUGUCACCCUGCGUCACGCCGCAGGGUAAGAACCCGGUGGUGAAGGAUGGAAAGGCCUGUGCCGCUCCGGAGCAACCGUUGAUGUCCGUGGACCAAGAGGAGUACUACAUCCCCUCUGUGGACCUGCUCACUGCUCAAGAUCUGCUGUCUUUCGAGCUGUUGGACAUCAACAUCGUGCAGGAGCUGGAGAGUGUCCCCAACAACACGCCCGCUGACAUGACCCCAUGCAUGUCCCCUCUGCCUCAAGAUGGCCACCUGCAGGACAAAAGCAGUCCCUCUCUGGGUCUCAUCCACGAAGAGACGGAAGUCAUCAAUAGCAUUAUGGAUGUCCCUCAUGGGGCGGGAUCCGGAGCAGAGGGGGGAGGAGUCCCGGCUCAGGAGGAAGGGGAGGAUGACAUCAGCGGGACUCAGUUUGUUUGUGAGACUGUGAUUCGCUCAAUGACCCUUGAGGAGGCCCCAGACCACGCCCUUCUGAGAGGGCCCCGCCAGGGGACCGGUAAAGUGGUGCGUCCUGCUGCUCAGGGCGGCUCCUCCUCCUCCUCUUCCUCCUCCUCCUCCUCCUCCUCCUCCUCCUCUUGUGUGAAGAGUAAAGCAAUGAGGACAGAGGAGAGCGAAGACUGCAGCCCCAGCACCUCUAACCUCAUAGCCCCCGCCACACUGAAGGCUUCCCUCCCUCCCCCUAUCAAAGCCUCGCUGCCUGCUCCCCUGGUUGUGGCACCGGCUCCAGGACCGAGCUCUGCACCGACCCCGCUCCUUGCCCUGCCCGCCUCCACCCUGCAGGAGCACACAGCCACAGCCGAAGCUGCGGAGGCCGACAUGGAGUCCAGGGUGAAGGAGAGAGAGAAGGGGUCGGAGGAGGGGAAGGAGAAAGAAGGAGAGGAGAAGAGAGAGGGGAGGAGGAGCCGGUCCUCCUCUACCUCCUCAGAGGAUUACAUCAUCAUCCUCCCAGACUGCUUCGACACCAGUCGGCCGCUAGGGGAGUCCAUGUACAGUUCAGCUUUGUCUCAGCCUGGUGACAUCCCAGCCAAGACCCCCACAGACCCAGAAACUCCAUCGCCCGACCAACCAGGCGCCCCCAACCCCGAGGGGGAGAUGGAUGAGGCAGAUGAGGCCGCGGCGGCGUUAGUGUCGGGCAACAGCAGCGCCAACGACAUGCUCUGCACGUCCCAGACGCUGGACGACGAGCCGCUGACGCCUGAAGUGGUGGCCCUGACCACCGUCACCCCGAGUCCAGAUAGCGGUGGAGAGACAGAUGUAGAGCCUGCUGCUGCUGAGGGAGAAGCGGAUGGCUCUGAACUGUACCGAACUGAGGGCGCAUCCGGUCCUGAACAGACUGAUGAUAAUGAAGCUACUGGAGACACAGGGGAGGACAACCCUGAGGACCCCAGGCACCCAGGCAUCACCAGCGGCCUGGUGAAGGGAGCGCUGUCAGUGGCUGCUUCGGCCUACAAAGCUCUGUUCACUGGACAAGGCCCCACACAGCCUCCUGUGGAUGCGUCCACCCAGGAGACCAUGAUGGCCGUGCUGGUGGAGAUGGGUUUCGGGGACCGGCCUCUGAACCAGCGGCUGUUAAAGAAAUACAACUUCGUCCUGCUGGACGUGGUGAACGAGCUGGUUCAGAUGACUGACAAUGACUGGUACUCGACACGCUACUGACAGGAGCGAGAGGAAGAGGAGAAGAGGAGAGGAGACCAGAGAUGAUGGAUGAAGAGAGAUUAGAGGAGAGACUGGAGGAGAGGAUUUGUUUCAGCCCAUCUCCCUUUUUGCCUUCCUCUUUCUACACUUCUCUCUUCUGAUUGGUCCAGUUGGAGGGAGAUCAAUCUUCUCUAUGACCAUAUAAUGAGACAUUCCAGCAAACUCUCUGGGAUAUCGUGAGCAUCAAACAAUAUCUGUGGAGUUACCUUUAUCUUAGGCUGCUUUGCACUGGAAUUAUAGAGAGAUAACAGACAGCGCUAUGUGUAGCAUUUAGCAUUUCCCAAAAUCAAGAUCACAUUUCCCAUGAGCCCCACUGCAGCCUGCAACAAAACCAUUGGUCCAUUUCUUUUAGAAACCAACAAGAACUACACAGUUGGUAAAAGCUUUCAGGAGCAGAAAAUAUGUACUUACAUGUGACACAGUAUGCUAACAGGAUCAAAUAUGACACUGUUCCAACCCCAUGGUGUAAAGUAAUCUAACUUUAGCUUUAAAUAUUCCCAAAUUGUGGUUAUGCUUUGUUAGCAUUGAAAUGCUACACAUAGCAUAUUCCUGCUUUGCCCUUUAACCUGGGACAUUGAUACAGAACAAAGCAGAGAGGUUAUACUUGGCGUGAUUCACUCCACGGUCACUUUGGUUACAAUAGUCACACCUCAUAGAUGGUCACACACGAAAUAUCCAAUUCCGUGCACCAAACAGCUCAGAGCACUGAUCUACUUCCUUUAACAUCACGCUGUGUUAGCAUGGUGGCUCCUGUGUUGCUGGGUGCAGUCUCUAAAAUGCUAGCAGGUUGGAUGAGUUGCUUUUUGGCACGUUCAACAUCGUCUUUAUGUCAUGUUUGUGCAAAAUUCAGAGUCCCCAAUGUAGAUUUUCCAGGGAUAAAUUGGAUGUAAUGUAGGAAAACAAACUGGUUCUGGGCACAACACUUGGUGACGUUGCUAAUAUAGGGUUGUGGCAAUUUAAUACUUUGAGCUCUGGUUCUGUAAUUCUAAAAUGUAAUUUAUUAAGAAAAGCUUCCCUUUCAUACUUUGGCUUUGUCAGAUUAUCAAAUUCUUGUGUGCCACACAGUAGACAAGCCGUGCCCAAGACACAGCGAGCAGCAGUGCUUUGAAUUAGUCUAGCUUGGUCAGGUUUGGGUCUUGUCUUGUGUCCGGGUCCAUAAUUCAACAGUCCCAGUUUGGUUCAGUCGGGUCAGGACUAAAGAUGCAGAUAUGAGGGAGGUUCAGGUUUCAGCUUGGCCUCUAUAUUACUCAAUUUAAAGUCUUGAAGAUUUACCUAGUACAAUCACCCUGGUUAGGGUAUGGGAGCAUAUCCACCAUGUACUGUAUAUAAGUCAAUAUAAGGAUGUGUCAUUUUAUAAAUCAAACAGUAGGAGGGUUUUGAGAUUUUUCGAUGAUGUUACUUGUGAUGUAGGUGAGCAGUAAGGAAACACCUUCAUUUAUCAGGUAUUUAGCCAAAAGCAGACAUUUUAGCUUUAGACUGUGAUAUAGAAUUACUUUUCCUCUGGAGCACUGGAGCCACCUGCCUAUCAUUCCUGUUGGUAAAGAGCAGAGGUUUUUAAUGAGCUUGGUUUAAAAUGAAUAUAUGGGCUGCGUUAUUAUCAUUAAUUUAUUGAUUUUAUAACUGAUGUCCAUAUCACUCAAGCAUACACAUCUCUCACUGUACCGUGUGCAUAAUCUACUGAAAACCUCCCCCUUUAGACUCUGGAUUUGGAGAUGGUGUUUGCACUUAAAAGCGUACGGGACACAGUAAAAUAUAAACUCUUGCCUUUUACACACAUUCCCUGGACGGGGUUAGCUGGCUGAGGAUCCCGGACUAAAGGUCUUAUUCUUCAAAGUAACUUGUUUGUUUGAUGGGCAUUGUGCAGGAAGUUACAAACUAACACAUUUCCACGAUUUGUUCUUAUUUGUUCAGAGCCCAUUAAUAUGUGGGACUCACCACUGAUUUGUUUUACCUCUUUCUUUAAGUGAGAGAGAAAUGUACUCGUGGUCAAGAGCAGAAAAAAUAUUGUUUGCCCAGCAAAAGAAAAUAGGUUUAAAACUUGAGGAACGUAAAAAAACUGUUAAAAUAUGCAUAAAGUCUAAUGUUUGAAUAUAUUAAUUGAUGUACAUAUUUAUAGAUAUGAAUCAGCUCAAAGAUGACUUAACACACGUGACACAGAUCUUACCAGAUCAGUCAGACUGGGUGUGUGUAACGGCUGAGCUACGUUGAGUGGGAUCCCCUCAGCAGUGUGUUCUUAUCUCUGUGCAUCUUUUCCUCCGACCGAGGCUGAUCCUUAAGGAUGUGUACAUUACAGCAUUUCAAACUCAAACUGGAGUCAGUGUAAAAACGUGUUUGUUUCCCUUCACUAAUGUAAGAAUCUGUACAGAGGCCUCUAGUUGGAAGCUAUGACUAUCAGCUGAGUUUAAGAUGGUUUAGGGUGUUUUUGCUUGGAAUGCCUGAAGACUUUGGUGGUGAUGUUGUAUUUUAGGCUUAUUGUAUGGUGAUUGGAUUUCUGCUGUAUGUGUGUGUUAGUGUUUCCUUUUGUAAAAAUGUUACAAGGUUGAUAGAGGAGGAUUUGGGAUUGGAGUUGAAGACGUACUUUAAUAAACGCUUGUAGGAUUAUCAUUUUGUUCAUAUGUUAUAUAUAAAUCAGUGGUUUUAAAAAACCUUGAUAUGAUAAUUCAGCUUUUUAGUUUUUUUGCCAGGCUGCACAUUUAAAUAAAAGUCUUAGUUAAAAGGGAAUAGUUCAACUUUUAGGGAAAUAUGCUCAUUUGCCUUCCUGGACAUUGAGUUUCUACCAAACUAACGAUACAUUGUGCAUAAAGAAAAUGACCACAUAACCCUAUUUAAAUGUGUCUUGGUGAGAGAUAUUUGAAAAGCGAUUGUGAAACAUGAGGUAGGGGUUGUCUUUGGGUUUGCCCUGAGUUCUGAGUAAACAUGUUCUUCUAUAGUUUACUUCAACUCAUCCAGAGUUUCCUGUUCAUGAUGCAUCAUUUAUUCCCUGCUCUGACUCUCACCACAGUCCCUUUAAAGACAAAAAGUGGGUAUUAAUGGAACUUUGUUGCACGUGUCUGAUCCAAAGUCCUGCGCGGUGAACCUAGCUGAAAUGUGCACUGGAUAAAGGUCAACAGAUUCACAUACUGUACUGUAAGUCAUUUUGCUUUAAAUGAAUGUGUAUGUGUUCCACAAGCGACGGGCAGGGGAAGUAUUUUCAUAUUGAGGUAUGAAUACUUGUCAAGUAUUUAUGGAGGGAGAGGAAAACUGGAUAGUUUAAGCUUUUUUUUUCCGUGUUGCACUUUAUGAACAUGUACAAAUCAAUAUGCCUCCAAUUAAAGUCAUUACACUGAUAAAGAUCA
Eleginops maclovinus (Patagonian blennie) is the source of this 6609-nucleotide messenger RNA. RefSeq names its product NBR1 autophagy cargo receptor b (gene nbr1b). Gene Ontology annotation, biological process: macroautophagy. NCBI's taxonomy places the organism in Eukaryota, Metazoa, Chordata, Actinopteri, Perciformes, Eleginopidae. Gene Ontology annotation, molecular function: ubiquitin binding. Gene Ontology annotation, cellular component: phagophore assembly site. The record is from RefSeq and is a predicted model, not a curated record.